AUGAGGCGCCUAAAUCAUUGCAACCUCCCUCACCCCCCAGGAGUGGACUUCAAGAUCAAACCCGUGAUUGUCAAUGGCAAGCGGGUGAACCUCACCAUCUGGGAUACAGCUGGUCAGGAGCGCUUUCGAACGCUCACCAGCUCUUACUACAGGGGGGCAUCAGGAAUCAUUCUAGUGUACGAUGUAACGCGCAGGGAGACGUUAACGAGUGUGGUGGACGGGUGGAUGGCGGAGGUGCAGCGUUACUCCACGCUGCCUGGCUGUGCGCUCAUGCUCGUGGGCAACAAGGCUGACAGGGAAGCGGAUCGCGAGGUGGGCAAGGAGGUGGGGGCGGAGCUGGCUCGCUCCUGGGGCUGUCUCUUUCUCGAGUGCUCCGCUAAAACGCGCCACAACGUGCAGCAGUGCUUCUCCGAACUUGUACACAAGGUGGGGGAAGAGGCGGGUGAGCAGAGGAGGAGGGGUGGAGGGGCUUGUUGCUGCAUGUUUCAGGCGCUUGGAAGGGGGGAGGGGGUGUACUGGUGGUUUUUUCAUGCUGCAAGGUGA
Molecule: messenger RNA, 543 nt
Organism: Closterium sp. Naga37s-1
Lineage: Eukaryota; Viridiplantae; Streptophyta; Zygnematophyceae; Desmidiales; Closteriaceae
Source: the annotation of a GenBank genome assembly